This is a messenger RNA of Oncorhynchus keta (chum salmon), 3219 nucleotides long. RefSeq names its product LIM zinc-binding domain-containing Nebulette-like. The transcript is spliced from 8 exons. Gene Ontology annotation, molecular function: actin filament binding. The coding region runs from base 332 to 1195 and encodes 287 amino acids. Gene Ontology annotation, cellular component: focal adhesion. Lineage: Eukaryota; Metazoa; Chordata; Actinopteri; Salmoniformes; Salmonidae. The record is from RefSeq and is a predicted model, not a curated record.
GGGGUGGAAAUGGCUUGCAGUCGACCAUAAUGAGAGAGAACGCAGGAACAUCAUGUGUUCCUGGCUUGGCGCUGUCGCUGAAUCAAGCAGCUUGGAUCGUGGUAGGUGCUGUGUCACACAAGCAGCCACAGUUUACGUCUGUUCAAUUGUAAUGCGGCAUACACUCAGGACAGGAUAGUGACUGUGCGAACUCUGAGAGACGCGCUACUUUGUUUAUUUCUACCGACUUGACCUCGGGAUGUGAAGUAAAGCUGUUACCAGAUUUCAAAUAACUAUUUUCACACUAAUACAUUUGAUUUAUUGUCGAGGGGAAUAAGACGCAUAUUUGAAAAUGAACCCUCCGUGUGCGCGCUGUGGGAAAAUUGUCUAUCCGACGGAGAAAGUCAACUGCCUUGAUAAGAAUUGGCAUAAAGGAUGCUUCCACUGCGAGGUGUGUAAGAUGACUCUGAACAUGAAGAACUACAAAGGCUACGAUAAGAAGCCCUACUGCAAUGCGCAUUACCCGAAGCAGUCCUUCACCAUUGUGACUGACACCCCAGAGAACCUGAGGUUGAGACAUCAGAGUGAGUUACAGAGCCAGGUGAAAUACAAAAAGGACUUUGAGGAUAGCAAAGGCAGAGGCUUCAGCAUUGUAUCGGACACGCCAGAGCUGCAGAGACUGAGAAAGACACAGGAGCAGAUCAGUAAUGCAAAGUACCAUGAGGACUUUGAGCGGACGAAGGGCCGAGGAUGCACCCCAGUGAUGGAGGACCAAAACAUGGAGAGAAUGCACCACCGGAACAACCUGAUGAUGAGCGAGGCAGCCUACAAGGGAGUACACCAUCAGGUGGUAGAGAUGGACAGGAGACCUGGAGGCAUCAUCGUAGCUCCUGUGCUACCUGGGGCGUACCAUCAGAGUGCCCAGCCGCAACAGCCAGGGUACGGCUACAUGCACCAGACAAGCAUGUCCUCUGUGAGGUCUCAGCAGUCCCCCCCAUCUGUCACCAUGGUUCCAACGCAAACAGUCUAUUCUUCUACAAGAGUUUACCGGGCGCUCUACGACUACGCAGCGCAGGACCACGACGAGGUGUCCUUCCGCGACGGUGAUGUAAUCGUCAACGCUCAGCCCAUCGAUGAGGGCUGGAUGUACGGCACCGUUCAGAGGACCGGCAAAUCAGGCAUGCUCCCUGCCAACUACGUGGAGUGCUUCAACUAAGGGCCGCAUCUCAAUAGUCUUUAAGCGAUUUCCUUUCCUCUCUCCUUGUCUCCUCUCCUCCAUCAGCACUGAUGUGAAAACAAAAAGAUUGGAUAGGCAGAAGGGAUAAGGCGGACUGGAUGCCUACUGUGAAAUUGAUUCCACCAGUUCUUUUAAUUUCAGUACAGUUGAAGGAGAGGAGAUGAGGAAAGGAGGCCAUUCUAGAUUAUUGAAAUGCACCCAAGGGGCUAGCCUUACCAUGGUUUGGUGGAGUCCUCUCCCCAAGUGUCUGUUUGAAGUCUGGUCCUGGAGGGCUACUGUACAUGAGCAGAGAUAAAGGAACUAGGUGGUGUUGUUCAGUUUACUCUGUCUAGACUACAGACCCAAACUAUCAUAGCUACUGUACAUUACCCGCUGAAAAUGGUCAUGGAAAAGUGUAUCAUGUAAUAAUACGUUUUGCUUUUGAUUUAAUUUAAAGCAUUGGUGGCUUGUCCCACGUGAACAGUUAAUGAAAAAGUAUAUAUCAUUCAAUCAGAGAAUUGUAACCCUCAAAUAGACAACAUUUAGCCGACAAAAAAUGACCUAUUCAAUGGAAUACAUUUACCACUUUCUGGGAGAGGUCGAAAACAUCAUGAUUCCCACACUUCAAACCACAUUUGAAUUCGUUAAGCAGUUUCUAAUUUUUUCACACAAAUGUUGUGUUGACUUCAUGAUUCCAAACGUGCAUUCUUGCAGCACAAGACCAAUAAUGUUUUUGACUUAUCCUGGAAAAGUGGUUAGUGGGUUUGCUUGAAUAGCGCCCAACCAGUCCUCCAGCACUGGAAUAGGGAGGGACCCGCAUUCUUCUUGUACUCCUUUGUAUUUAAAUUAUUAUAUUUUGCAUUUGGACAUCAAUACUAACUUUGUUUCAUGUACAAAUUAGGGGAGAGGGAGUGAAGGAGAAAUGACAUUUUCAGGACAAUCCUGAGUGAUUGCCAGACAGUCAGCUGUUUAACUUAUGUUAUAUCAUUAACACGCAGCUUCAUUCUGUUUCAGUCUGAUGACAUAAAGGUUUAAACCAGCUCCACACGUAAAUAUAGUUGAUACAAACUCUAAUUGAGUCACACCAUCUCACCUCUUGCUUUGAGUUCAGUGGAGUGUUUACAUCUCAAAUACCAGUUUAGCCUCACACAGGCUUUAAUUAGAUUAUGUCCUCUUCGCGCUAACUAGCAACAUAGUUGUCAUAUGUUGCCAUCUAAACAGUGUCAAGUAAGAAUGGUAUAUGAAGUUGGAUUGUAAAUCUUAAGAUUUCUAAACUAUUGUGAACACUUGAUUCAUAAGCUCCUAUAAGAAAAACACUAAUGACAGUACACGCUUGGAAAAAGGGCUCCAAAAGGGUUCUUCGGCUUUCCCAAUAGGAGAACCCUUUUUUGGUUCCAGGUAGAACCCUUUUUGGUUCCAGGCAGAACUCUUUUGGGAUCCGUGUAGAACCCUCUGUGAAAAGGGUUCUACCUGGAACCAAAAAGGGUUAUUCAAAGGGUUCUCCUAUGGGGACAGCCAAAGAACCCUUAUUGGUUCUAGAUAGCACAUUUUCUUCUACGAGUAUGCAUGUUAUAAAUGGUUUAUAAUAUCUUAAGGCAAAAUCCAUGCACACCAUUGUGACCAUUCAAUGACUUUUCUGGGUACAUGGUAGCUGGGGAUUCUCUCUUUACUGUGGUUUUGUACAUUACAUUUUAUUACUGAAAGUGGUAACAAAUGAAAAUGUUGUGAAAUGCUAAUAUUUAUUGGCCUUUAAGAGACAAUAACGGAACAGCAAGAAACCUCAAGCUUGGUGUGUUGCUUAUUCAAAUCAUAAAGCCUUUUUUGUCCAAUGGUUUUUCUUCUAGUAGUUCCAUUUUUUUUUUAAAAUUGUAUGUCUCUCUAAAAAAUGUUUACUCAGUUUGUACGCCAACAUUGAGUUUUAUUGAGGUGUCACUUUUUCCUCAGUUAACCAUUUGUUACAUUUUUGGGGGGUCAUUAAUUGCAGUGUGUCACGAGAGAAAAAUAAAAAUCUUUGUCGACAAUGA